Molecule: messenger RNA, 1548 nt
Organism: Dioscorea cayenensis subsp. rotundata (Guinea yam)
Lineage: Eukaryota; Viridiplantae; Streptophyta; Magnoliopsida; Dioscoreales; Dioscoreaceae
Product: probable LRR receptor-like serine/threonine-protein kinase At1g53440
Exons: 16
Coding region: 109-1548 (479 amino acids)
Molecular function (GO): protein binding
Source: RefSeq, a predicted model, not a curated record
UUGGAUGGCGUGAACAUGCUUAAAUAGGAACGAACCAUGCACGUCUCCACUGAAGAAUCAAGAUGAUGGUUUUACUCUAAUAGAGGUAAAAGAUAUGUAAAGGAGAAGAUGAGGUUCAGUCAUGGACUUGUUCCACUCUUUCUCUUUCUCUGUGUCUUGGUUUGGAGCUGCUCUGAGACUCUCCAUUGCCAGGCCCAAACUCUCCCUCAAAGUGAAGUGGAUGCACUGAAGAAGAUUGGGGCGAGGUGGAGGAUGCAUUGGGACUUCACGGUAAACCCAUGCAAUGGGACCUCCGGUUGGUUUGACCAAACCAACCCGGCCAAGCCAAUUGGUGUCAUGUGUAGCGGAUGCGAUAUCGGCAAUUGCCAUGUUAUCAACAUUAUCCUCCCUGAUCAGAAUCUUACUGGUUCUCUCCCUGAUGAGUUCUCUAAUUUCACCUCCCUCCAAGUCAUCGAUCUCAGUUUGAAUUAUCUUAAUGGCACUAUCCCUUUUGCCUGGGCGUCACUCCCUCUUAUCAAUCUUAACCUUUGGGGGAAUCGCAUUACUGGACAAAUUCCUGAUCAGCUUGGCGAAAUCGCCACCCUUCAAUUCAUAAAUUUGGCAUCUAACCUGCUUGAAGGUUCACUUCCAGAGACUCUUGGCAAUCUAUCAAGAUUGGGAACAGUUGAACUUAGAUCAAAUAACUUCACCAAUAGCCUGCCAAAAUCACUGGGCAAUCUCAAAAGCAUGGUUAACUUCUUAAUCAGUGGUAAUCCCAUUAGUGGUGAAAUACCUGGUUUCAUCGGAAACUGGACAGAACUCCAAAUAUUACAUAUACAAGGCACCUUCCUGGAAGGUCCUUUUCCUCCCAUCUUCUCUACAUUGGGAAAAAUACGGUUUCUGGAAGUUUCUAACCUAAAGGGAGAUGAUGGAAAGUUUCCAGCAUUGCAGAACAUGACAAAUCUGCAGCCAUUGGUUUUGAGGAACAUGUCAAUAACUAAUGGGAUACCUACUUAUAUUGGGAAUAUGACAAUGCUCCAAAAGUUAGACUUGAGUUAUAAUGGCUUGACUGGACCGAUUCCAGACAACUUUGAAAGCCUAACGAAUCUUAAAUAUUUGUUCCUUAACUAUAACAAGCUAACUGGAGCAAUACCAGAUUGGAUGUUGACAAGUACUCUAAUUCGCAUUGAUAUAUCUUACAACAGUUUUAACGCACCCCAUGCACCAAGCGAUUGUUUUACAGGCUUUGCGAAUUUGGUAUCUAGUUAUUCAUCAACAGAUGACAAUUCGAUAAAAUCUUGUUUGAGGAGGAACAACCCUUGCUCUGGGAUACAUGAAAAUCACAACUUGUUUUAUAAACUGUGGCGGCCAUGCAAGAUGAUCAUUGAUGGGAAUGAGUAUCAAGAUGACACUAUCAAUCAAGGAGCAUCAGAUUACCAUUCUUUUGAUGAAGAUAAAUGGGCAUUUAGUUCUACUGGUUACUUUAUGGAUGUCGAAGACCACCCAUACAUAGCGAAAAAUGUGCUCUCCAUAUCCAGCGCUUUCGAUUCUAAUCUGAAUUGUACAUGA